This is a messenger RNA of Stegodyphus dumicola, 606 nucleotides long. Its product is annotated as neural-cadherin-like. The record is from RefSeq and is a predicted model, not a curated record. Gene Ontology annotation, biological process: homophilic cell-cell adhesion; cell migration; neuron projection development. Gene Ontology annotation, cellular component: catenin complex; plasma membrane. Gene Ontology annotation, molecular function: beta-catenin binding; calcium ion binding; cadherin binding. Lineage: Eukaryota; Metazoa; Arthropoda; Arachnida; Araneae; Eresidae.
CGUCACGUAUCCGGUAUGAAAUCACUCAAGGUAAUAUAGGUGGUGCUUUUGCCGUAAAAAACGAAACAGGGGCUAUAUAUGUUGCGGGACCACUUGAUUAUGAAUCCCGGAAAGAGUACAACCUCACGCUCGUAGCUUCUGACGGGAAGUGCGAAUCGGGUACAUUAGUAAUCGUAAGGAUAAAAGAUGUCAACGAUUUGCCACCUAAGUUUGAUCAACCUACCUACAUUACCACCAUUUUAGAAGAAGAUGCAGAAGGAAUGCCCAAAAGUGUCUUGAAGGUGACAGCGACCGAUGGAGACCGGGACAGGAAGCCGGACAUCGUCUACUUCUUGACGGGUCAGGGAGUGGACGAUCAGGAUCCGGCCAACAGCAAGUUCGCCAUCAACACCACGACAGGCGAGAUAUAUGUUCUAAAGCCGCUCGACAGAGACCUGCCUCACGGUCGAUCUCAAUGGCGGUUUACAGUUUUUGCAGAAGACGAAGGUGGUAACGGUCUCGUAGGAUACGCAGAUGUUCUGGUCAACUUAAAGGACAUAAAUGAUAACGCACCUUUCUUCCCUUAUGCCAUUUAUACAGGAAAUGUCACAGAAAAUGGCACAGCAG